GUUAUUCCUGGACUAAGGAAGACUUGAAGUGCUGCUUUGCCCUGCAAUACCUAACUUAUGGAUGAGGAGACAACUUCAGUCUGCCAGCCUUUGCAGAGUUUUGAUUUGAUAGGACAAGAACGGCGAGGGCAUUAGGACCAAGAGAAAGACGCACACAUUGCUCUGUGUUAUGUCUGGCAAAGUGCUUCCUGACUGAGCGCUGCAGUUAUGUGUGAAACAAAGUCAGGGACCGACUAGUUCUCAUCUGUUGAUCACAGUUAACUUGAAGCCUCAGAACGGGGGAGAGCUGUCAGAUCUGCUUUCAGAGAUAAGGCGCUUCAACCCAGGCAGCCACGGAAAACUUUGAAGAAGCAAGAACUCCCCUGGAAGGAAACUAUAAGGAACGGGAUUUCUUUUCUACUUAGAAUUUUAAAAGGAAAAAAAAAAAAAAAGAAAAAAAAGCAAACCUUUAGUUUCUCCUUUCAUCGGCUAAACCUGCGCUUUUCUAACCAAGCUGGGACGCUGUGAAAUAAAGGAUCUACUUUAUCUUACUGAAUCCAUGCUGCAUUUUACUACAGUAAGUGCAACAUUAACAAGACUUUUAUAUUUUGUCUGUAAAUAGAAAGCAUGAAACGGCACCAGUGAAAUGUGAGGGGAGCAAAAAAAAAAAAAAACCAAAAAAAAACCCUCUUGGCAGAUAGUGAAAACCAGGGCUUUGCUGCAACCCGAGGACCGGAGCCUGAGAAAGAUCCAAGCGAUAUUUAACAUGACCAUCUGUAUAAUUUUGUCACCAACAGUAUGUUCUUGAGGAAGAGGUGCAGAUAUGGAUCACGAAAGCUGCAGUUUCUCUUGCUGCUGCUGAUGCUGGGCUUUCUGCUCCUGAUGGUUACAAUGCUGAACCCACCCCCCAGCAACCCGAGCAAGGACGGGACUUUCGAGCCCGUGGAGUUCAACCCCCGGGACGGGGAUCAGAUGGACUCUGCGGAGACCCAAGAGCUGCUGGAGACCCAGGAGGAGAGCCAGCAGUACUACCCUUUGGAUGGGCUACCACCCUUCAUCUCCCUGCGGGAGGACGAGCUGAUCGCGGCCGUGGCGUCGCCCGCCGGCAAGCGCAACCACAGCAAGGCCAGGAGGGGCUACCGCCUGCUGAGGCAGCCCAGCCGGCGCCCGCAGCCCAGGGCAGAGGGAGACCCGCGGCCCCUGUCCCUUCCCCCGCAGGCUGGGGAAGGGGCGGCCGCGGGCGAGCGGGGCCUGGAAACCCACGGCUUCAACCAGGCGCUGAGCGAGCGGCUCUCCCUGCGCAGGGAGCUGCCUGAGGUACGACACCCGUUGUGCCUACAGCAAGAGUAUGACUCCAGUCUGCCUACUGCUAGCAUCAUCAUCUGUUUCCAUGACGAAGCCUGGUCUACUCUGCUGAGAACUGUGCACAGCAUUAUCGACACAGCCCCAAAGGCCUCCCUCAAGGAUAUCAUCCUAGUCGAUGAUCUCAGCCAGCAAGGGCCCCUGAAGUCAGCUCUGAGUGAAUACAUCUCUAAGCUGGAUGGUGUGAAACUCAUCCGGAGCAACAAGAGGCUUGGAGUCAUCCGAGGUCGGAUGCUAGGAGCUGCACGGGCAACUGGGGAUGUGCUCAUCUUCAUGGAUUCACACUGCGAGUGUCAGAAGGGCUGGCUGGAACCCCUCCUAGCCAGGCUGUCCAGCAACCGAAACAGUGUCGUCUCCCCUGUCAUAGAUGUCAUAGACUGGAAGACUUUUCAGUACUAUCACUCUGUGGGCCUGCAUCGAGGUGUUUUUGAUUGGAAACUAGAUUUUCAUUGGGAACCAGUGCCAGAGCAUGAAGAGAAGGUACGACAGUCUCCCAUCAGCCCUAUCAGGAGUCCUGUGGUAGCUGGUGCAGUGGUGGCCAUGGAUCGACAUUACUUCCAAAACACUGGAGCUUAUGAUUCUGACAUGACCGUGUGGGGAGCAGAAAAUCUGGAGCUAUCUAUAAGGACCUGGCUCUGUGGUGGCUCUGUAGAAAUUAUUCCAUGCUCCCGAGUUGGGCAUGUCUAUAGAAAUCACUUUCCCCGUGCUUUCUCCUAUGAAGAGGCCAUUGUGAGGAACAAAAUCCGAAUAGCAGAGACCUGGCUGGGCUCUUUUAAAGAGAACUUCUACAAGCACGACACAGUGGCUUUCCUAAUCAGCAAGGCAGAGAAGCCAGACUGCAGUGAGCGCCUUCAGCUACAGAAAAGACUGGGCUGUAGAAAUUUCCAGUGGUUUGUAUCAAAUGUGUACCCUGAACUCUCCCAACCUGAAGACACACCAAGAUUCUCUGGCAAGCUUUUCAAUACUGGUGUUGGCUUCUGUGCAAAUUACAGACCUGGAAGAGCUAUUGCAGAAGGCUCUAUUGAACUCUCCCAUUGCAGUGACAGUCUCACCCAGCACUUUGAAUAUAACAGCAUGAAGGAAAUCCGGCUUGGUUCUGCUCCCCUGUUUUGCUUUGAUGUCAGACACGGGAAGGUUAUCCCUCAGAACUGUACAAAGGAGACAGAUAACAGCCACCAGCACUGGGAUGUCCAGGAGAAUGGAACGAUUGUCCAUGUCCUUUCUGGCAAAUGCAUAGAGGCAGCAAAGAAUGAAGAUGAGAAGUACUUGGUUUUGUGUGUAUGUGACAACAAUGCAAACCAGGUGUGGCAAUUUGAACAUUCCCGUGAGCUACAUCAGAGAUGACUGACAGGUCUCGGUGGAGGUCAAGACUCCAAAAUUUAACAUUACUUCUCUUUAGGAUUUAAAUACAUUUCCUGCUUGGACAAGAAAGAUGUGUUUGCUGUAGCAUGCAGGGAAGUUAGGAAGGUCACUCCUUUGAAAACCUGACUCAAAUAGUUGCCACCAGUUCCUGGCUUGUUCAGCUUUAGCUAAAAUUUUUGUUUAUUCUGUGAAGUAUGGAAUAAAGACACUGUGAGCAUCAAUGGAUUCUCAACUCUGCUAUUGCAGAAGGCAGCUAAGUUUGCCCUUUGAAGGAAACAUGGAAAAUUGGCUGCCAGACAGCUUGUCUUUAGCAUAUUCUGUGACUUCUGAGGAUACAGGAAAAUGAAUGUUUGUGAAACCUUUGAAACCGUAAGAGGAAGCCAGCCAAACCAGGAUAAAAGUUUAGCCUUGUUUUACAGUGCACUCAACUCAUAAAACAAAGUAGGUUUUGUAUUCAUAAAAGUAGUAGAUGUUUUCACGUGUUACAGCUAGAUUUUGUUUUUCCAACUAGCCCGAGCCAACUUUCUACCCUCUAUGAGAUUGCACAGAGCAUAAAUUAGCACUUAAUUAGGCACUAACUGCUCUAAUGGACUUGGAAUCCCAACAGUCCUCAGCAUUUGGCACACCUUUCCUAAAAUCCUUCAUCCACAGUCUCAUUUGGGUGGGUGAAUGCAUCUGAAAUAUUAACAACUUUUUUGUUUGUUUUAAUUAAAUUUAAGAGCAACUCUUCAGGAAACUUUUGUGGAAUAUGGAAGAAAAUUGAACUAGAUUAGAAGGAAGACUAACAACUUCCCUGCUUAUUUGGAAAUGGGAAGUAUCAGUGCCAUCCAAUUGCUCUUAUAAAGCUAUGGGAUGAACUUACUAUUAUUCCAGUGACAAAAGUGCUGGCUGAAAACAGCAAAUGAAGGAAAACAGCAGGUUCCAACAGUGGCCACCUAGGAGGAACAUACUGAUGCCUACUUCCACUUGCUUGCAUCCUGCAUUAAGUCUUUCAUACAGGGAAAGUGAGUCUUUCACACAAGUCUCAGCCAAGAUCUUGUAGAUUCUUGCUGUCGUGGGUCUCUGAGCUGAUCCUCAAAAGGCAAUCGCAUACAAAACUUUCUGAAUUUACUUCUUCUGCAGAGCCUGAAUCCCUGCUGUCCUCCUGUCUUUCAACUAAGUGAGUGAGAGCUGAUGUUAGGUGGUGAGAAUGGUCUCAUACAGUAUGCACUAGCAAAGCAAACUUCUAUCAGUAUUUUGUUUGGCACUUUCAAUUUUGAAGUUAAAACCAAUAAUGAUCAUACUUUCCAAGAGCCUGCUGAGACAGAACAAAGUUUUGGGAGUCUUCCCACAUCAGCACCAUGCCUGAUUUAUUGUAUAAAACAGUCAUAACCAAAUGUAUUUAUUAAAGGGGGAGGGUAUCAUCAAUGAAACUUGAUUUGUUUUUAAGAUUUUUUUCAAGAGACAGAAAAUGCUUUUGGUUUUUUUUAAAUAAAUGUACUACAUAUUGUUUGAACUUCAGAGAAAGGAAGGAAUAACAGAAUAUUCUGCUCAGACCCUGCCAGUCACCUGCUCUUGUUAAUCAUGAUAAAUCAGUUUCAAGCCUAUGAAAUUGGUUACAACAGAGGACCAGAAUAGCAUUCUGGGUUGUGUUGUCCUAGACAUUUCCCACUGGGGUCUCUGCUUUGCAUGCUAUAUAUUCCACACGAUGUUCAGGCAUCACUCUAAUCACCCUAAUUACCACUUACAUUUUCUUUGCUGGCAUCAUAUUCUAAUACCAUUUGCUCCUGUGUCAUUUAUUUAAAACUUCCUGUGACAUUCUUGAAAAUGCUUCAUCUUUCAGCUGAAAGGAUAGCAGCAGCUUCUUCCAGAACACCAAGUGAUCCCUGAUCAUUGCCCAAAUCUAUGUUGAGAAAAGAGAAUUUGUAAAAUUGCAUCAAAGCUGAGUGAAAUGCUGUUUUAAUUACACGUGAUUUUUUUAUUUUAUAUUGUAAGUAUGCCAGAUUUUUAAAUUAUGUAUUAUUUAUUAUAUUUUGGACUCAACACUGGGAAUAUCAUUCCUUCAGCAUUUAGCUUAAUGUUAAAAAAUGUGUAUAGAAAUACAAUAACUGAUCACAAGUAGGAUUCAUCACAAAGAAGAAUGAAAAUAUUUUUGGUUUAGAGAGGAAAUAUUUGGAAGUAAACUGACGAGAUGUGGACAUCCUCAUCUUACACUGCUUUUUAACAUAGUGAUAAGAACCUAUGAAAUAAGGUUUGCUGUAGAUGUAAGUACAAUAGAAAAAUAGGUUACAUGAUGCCUCUUCCAACAAUAAAAAUAUAUGGUUCAGUAACAUUUAGAAGAUUAUUGUUAUUAUACUUGUUGCUUUUAGUGAUAUUGUAAAUAUGUUUGGUUUCCAAGGGAAUUCAAGUCCACAGCACAGACAAGAAGGGAGCUGCAGUGUGGUCUAGGUAUGGGGACAGCCAAGGGACACAGAUUAUGGGUCAUACCAUGGAGCAUACUUCCCUCUAACAUAAAAAUAACUUGUUAUUACACAGGAAAUCCAAAAGGAAAAUAUCUAUCCCCUGUUUUUCCUAGUUUAUUUCCUGUACACCUUUAAAUGGAUUGGUUGGUUGUAUUAAUGCUUUUUCCCCAUUGGGGUCAUAUAUACUUUGUCCCUGAGGUUAGACCAUCAGCCAUUCUCAUGUAGCUUGUACAGGGGGCUCAACAAAGGGUCUCUGCUAAGGGUCCUGGUGUGUGUUCCUCAUUUUUGUGCAUUUUGCACACAACAGAGAUGCUUUGAGCAUCACAAAAUAUGGGAUUACUUUUAGCUCUGUAUUUAGACAGGGACAACAUUUCAGGUUCCUCUAAUACCCACUGACAGGCGAGAAAUUUAAGAACAAAAUGUUUCAGGCAAGAAUGGAGAAUCAGUUUGAACUUUGAAGGCCUCCAAAGUAGAGCCUCGGGCAAGAGUGAAGGAAUUCCAGCAUAACACAAGUAAACAUCUUACAGUCCAACUCCACCUGCUUCUUUGAAUUUGGCAACCCAGGCAUAAUGAAUGCUCUCAGCCAAACCCACCCAUGAAGCUGAGAUAAAAGGUCAGAUUCAAGAAGAGGUCACCUUGCGGUUGACAAUUCUCUAAAGAGACUGGUUUAUUCCUCUUCCAGCUGACUGGAAAUUGAAAAAUGGAAAGGUUUGAAGUAUUAUUCAACUUACUUUUAAACCUAGACCAAACUGACACAGAUGGUAGUGGCGUAGUUUGGGGGUUGUUUUAUUAUAUGAGGUGUCAUCACUAUCGCUGAGAAACAGAAUGACAGCAUUUUUCUCCAGGUGUGAACCUGAAGUUUGAACAGGGGGAAGGUUCAAAGCAAUGUUUAUGAUUAAUCCUGUAGCACAGAAAUGUUCAGGGUAUCUCUCAGUCCACAUGUGAGUACCUCCAGGUCCUUCGUUACGAGGCACUGAUUGAGCUGUGAUACUGUCUGCUUACCAAAAUACAACAGCUUCCAUGACAGAUUUCCCUGGGAAGGAACAGGGCAAUUCUGAGGCAACCAAGACAAGAACAGUAACAGCUUAGAUUUUCAUAACAGCUGGAAGGUGACAUGUGAGAGAGAGCUUGCAGAUUCUGCCCUUGUAUCUCAUUUUAUCUCCAGCAGUUUGAUUCAAAUUAUAGACAUGUUGGAAGAGAGUAAAAAAGGAGUGUUUUGCAAAUAUUGGUAAAUUCUUGGCUCGUGUUUUUCAGCUAUGCAAACCGCACACUUCUGCCCUGAAUAAAGUAUAUCAGUGCA
Messenger RNA from Apus apus (common swift), 6444 nucleotides. It is a transcript of the gene GALNT15, whose product is annotated as polypeptide N-acetylgalactosaminyltransferase 15. Gene Ontology annotation, cellular component: Golgi apparatus. Bases 778 to 2685 code for a protein of 635 amino acids. The transcript is spliced from 11 exons. Lineage: Eukaryota; Metazoa; Chordata; Aves; Apodiformes; Apodidae. The record is from RefSeq and is a predicted model, not a curated record.